AUGAGUGGUGGCGACAGCUCCACGAGAGCGGGUCGCCCCCCUCGCCCGCCGGAUCCUCCGGACGAUUCUUCUUCCCUGCGGGAUGUAGCUGUCUCAGGAUGUCUCGAUCCGCCUCCAGAACCAGCUCAUUCCGCGGAGGAGCUCGAAUCGGUCCCUAUGACCAGUGACAUGACCAUGGACGAAACCAGUGAUGACUCUAAUGAGCCUACUCAUGCCCGUGAUCUGACAGCGGCCGGCCGUUCUACUGCAGUAUGGACACCAGCGGGGGUUGCACGGCUGCGGGGUAUUGGUGUUGCUCCCGCUACCGCCACAGUAGCCGAAGCUACGGUCGAGCAGAGGCUGUUCCACAUCGCAACGAAGGAUUACCCGCUUUACGACGAUGACUCCUCUCUUCGACCGAUGACCUCGGAUGAACGGACCGCGUUGAGUGCCUACGUGGAACGCCGUCUUGACCUUCCGGGCCCGCCCACCUUUCUCGUAUGCACCACACCAGGUUUGCAAAGAGCCGCUAUGAUGGCUUAUCACCAGUUUCAGGUCGAAGGGACGUUGAUAGCUGACGUUCCGGCGAGGGCUCGGCUAGGCAAAUCGCUCCACCGUCGGUCUAUCCUACGCGAGAUCAGUGCGGCCCAUGCAAGGAAUGAGGGAGACAGGAUCAAGAUGCGGCUUUUUGUCCUAGCAGCACAACGGGUAGUCUUUGACGGCAACCACACUUUAUCAUUUGUCUUCAUGUCUAAGCGUGCAGCCGCUGUUUGGGCCAACACGGAGCUCAGACAACGUGAUUGUACCAUCACCUUGCGGUCGGCUGAAACGACAUCCCAGGAACAAGACGCUACCACAGGUGGCAAGACACUAUGCUUUAAAAGUACUUGGGACCGAGGGGUUAGAUCCGAUCUUGCUGCAUACCGUGUUUAG
Messenger RNA from Peronospora matthiolae, 912 nucleotides. Lineage: Eukaryota; Oomycota; Peronosporomycetes; Peronosporales; Peronosporaceae. The record is from the annotation of a GenBank genome assembly.